AUGCUUCCUGCGAAUGCGCCCCAUCGCAAACUAUUCCAGACGUCGAGGAGGAGGAUGGACACCACCGACUACGGUGGGAUUCAGGCUCAGUCCGCCCAACCGCAGGCAUCCGGGCCGCACGUCGUACUUAGGUAUGGAGGCAUUCGGGAAAUGAUGCCGCUUGUGAGGAGUGAGCAGGUGAGCAAGGCCUUCACAAAAAAAGGAUAGUUGCCACGGCGCCACGGGCCCAAAGAUGAUCACAAUUAUGCGAAUAAUUCUUCUUUUCAGAUGUUGGAAACGUUAAUCGAUCGAGCUCGUCACAUCGUAACAGCAGUCGGAGUCACGGACACUCGAAACAUGUACCUUUUCCGUCACGAGUACAAUUCGCCCACCCUCCUCUACCCCAUCACUGCAGCUUCACAAAUUGUAAGUUUCCUCCUUCCACCCGCUUUCAUUCCAUUCCCAUUUCUUCAGAAUCCCGGCUCAAUAGUAGAAAUCAUUCUAGUGGACCGGACGGACGCGGCGGCAAUACCCCACGUCGUCGAACCCGAAUCCUACAUGCGUCCCACGUUUUGCGACUUUUGCGGAGAAAUGCUCACCGGGCUUCUGCGGCAGGGUGUCAAGUGCAAAAUGUGCAACGGGAAUUAUCACAAACGAUGUUCGAACGCGGCGCGCAACAAUUGCAUGGCCGCCGCGUCGAAUCCGAACGUUUCGGCGGCUCCGGCAGUGCCGAACAGGCCGCCGAACCUGCCGCCGCUUCCACCAACGCCCACCGGAUUCCCCGUCGCCGCGUUGUCAACGCCUUCAGGUACGAGAUAGGAUAUUCAGGGGUGGAGCAGGGCUGGGCAAAACAUUGGCCGGCCUUGGCUGGCCAGCGGUCGGCCAAGGCUUUGGCCGGGCUAGUUGCAAGCGCGCUCCACUGCAAAAAAAAGCCUAAAAAAGGUGAAAAGAAAGUGUUGUUUUCCUUUUUUUUUUCGUUUUUUUACAUCGCUGAAUUGGAUUUUUUGACGUAAAAAACGGAAAAAACGGAAAACAAUCUUUUUUUUUAUCACAGCCUGAAUAACCCCAUAAGUGAGUUAAAUUUCGAUGAAAUGAAAGCUGGCAAAUUUCGAAAAUUAGCAGAAGUGAAGAGAAAAAUAAAAGAGAACGAUAGAAUUAAUGAGAACGAGAUGCGUGAGAACGAAACGAAAGAAAAAAAUGUAUGGGAACAAUGUUAUGAAUCGAAUUCAUCGAAUUGAGCAUUUUUCUGUGAAAAUAUUUGAUCAUAAAGUGAAAAAAAACGUUGAAAAAGAAGAAAACCUUUUCGAAAACACGUUUUUUCGUUAUUUUAAAUGCUUUGUGUGCAAACACCGCUCAGUGAACUUUUGCAGUGGAGCGCGCUUGCAACUAGCCCGGCCAGGGCUUUUCAUUGGCCGGCCAUUUGCCCAGCGGAGGGGCUACAAACUAUGGAAAAGUGUUUCAGGCCUUCCGCACACUCUAAUCGAACACAGCUACCGUCAAUUCACAGUAUGCAAAGUGUGCGAUCAUCUGCUAGUCGGUCUCGUGAAACAAGGACUCAAAUGCCGCGAUUGUGGAGUGAAUGUGCAUCGAAAGUGUGCGAUGGAGCUGGCCUCCAACUGUGUCCUAUCCGAAAAUGCAAUAUCCCGAGUGAAUUUUGUGGAUCAAGACAGUCACGGCUCGUCUUCGGACAACAUUCCACUGUUCAGAUUGCCUGGUGCGUUGGACUUGUCAACUGAACGUCAAAGGUGAACAGGCGAAUUUCAGGUCAAGUAGGAGUGCGAGCCACCGAGAAAAAGAACCUCGAGGGCUGGAUGAUUCACUUCAUUCUCGCGGACCCGGAACGCCGUCUCAAACACUACUGGAUGAUGCAGAACCACGCGAUCCACCUCUACAACGAGUACACGGAGGGCAUCGGCGUCAAUCCGAAUCGCGUCUACCGGAUAAUUCCACUCGCCGAAAUCACGUCGGUCGUGCAGAAUAACGGAAAGUCGGUGCUUGCCAAGCAUCCGCCGCAUUGCUUCGAGAUUCGGACGACGACGAACACGGUGUUUUGUGUGGGCGAAGAUUAUCACGCGUUCUCGGGAGGGCCGCCCAAAAAGAUACCGAGGAGUAUGAGCUGUCGGCCGACUUCCAACACUAACAUGUGGUUUCAGGUAAGGUCCCGAUCACGGUCUCCAGAGCUGGCCUCGGCCAAAUGGCAUUUUAAUGAAUUGAGCAGGUUUUCUCUGAUUUUUGUGGUCAACGGCAAUAAAAAAUGAUUGUUCGACAUGAAAACACACUAAUUCUCGAGAAUUAAUGACGUUUUGGCGCAUUUUUCGCCGACUUUGCUUUUUCGUCUUCACCGCCGAUCGCCGUCUAAAAACCGCACUUCUCAUUUUGCGCUUUCUUGACCGUUUUCCGACAGAAUUGGUUUUGAGAAUGAUAAAUCGCGUGAAUACAAGAAUUUUGAGCUCGAACAGCGAAAAUUACCGAAAAGCAACUGAAAUUCACGCAGUUUUAGCCAAAAACCUUCAAACGGAAAAAUGUGAUUUGCGACUUGACCAAAUUUAACGCUCUUGCGCUUAAAAAAUUCGUAAUAGCCUAUACAAUCGGUCUAUCGAGAGACAAAUGAGAAAUUAUCGGUUUUUCGUGGCUAAUCUGGCAAAAAACAUUAAUUUUGCUGUUAAAAUUUGAAUUUCGCGCCAAUGUAUCGCUCUAUUGGGCGGGGCGCACUUGCGCCCAUUGUCAGCUCUGAAGACCGUGUCCCGCUGUGUUUGUUAAUCGAUAAAUCCGAAUGUUAUUCAGUUCAUAAAAGAGUCUCUCCAACCGCCGUCCCGCAACGAGGACAAUGCGGAGCAAGCGCUGGAAUUCGCGAAUCUUUACCAAGUUCUCAGUGAUAAGACGCUUGGGAGUGGUCAAUUCGGGACUGUUUACUCGGCGAUUCAAAGGCAUUCAGGCAAAGAAGUCGCCGUUAAGGUAAGGGUUCUGCCGAUAGAGCGCAUUCGGCAAAAAACGCACCAUUUCUCAGGUGAUCUCCAAAGAGCGCUUCUCGAAGAAAAGCAGUGGAGCCGAGUCGAUGAGAGCGGAAGUGGCGAUUCUCCAGCAGACGUGUCAUCCAGGAAUUGUCUGCUUGGAGUUCAUGUGCGAGACCAAGGACAAGAUCUUUGUGGUCAUGGAGAAAAUGAACGGAGACAUGUUGGAGAUGAUUUUGAGUCAAGAGCUCGGACGUCUCAACUCUCGAGCCACCAAGUUUUUGCUUGUGCAGAUUCUGUGCGCUCUCAAGUAUCUUCACGAUCAGGGCAUUGCGCAUUGCGAUCUGAAGCCGGAGAAUGUGCUGCUCUCGGAUAUGGGCUCCAACUUUCCGCAGACGAAGAUCUGCGACUUUGGCUACGCGCGUUUUAUUCCCGAGUCUCAGUUCCGGAAGACGGUCGUCGGAACGCCCGCGUAUCUUCCGCCCGAAGUGCUGCAGAGGAAGGGCUACAAUAAAUCGCUGGACAUGUGGUCGGUCGGAGUCAUCAUUUAUGUCACUCUUUCCGGAACGUUUCCCUUCAAUGAGGGAGAGGAGGUAGCGUUUCUGGAUAGAGAAUCUUUCGGUUCACAUCCUGUUUCAGAUCUCGGAACAAAUUCAAAACGCGUCAUUCAUGUUUCCGUCGGAGCCGUGGAAUGAGGUGGAACCGCUGGCGGUGGACCUCAUUCAAAAGCUGCUCAAAGUUGAGAUCGAGGCUCGAAUGUCCAUAGAACAGUGCCUGGACCAUGAUUGGUUGAAAGGCGAGCAACUUUAUCGCGAUCUCCGCGACCUCGAAGUUCGUCUCAACACUCCAAGGUAUCAAAAAAGGAAAUAAUCGAGGAAAAGUGAAUCGUUUUCAGAUAUCUCACAAGCCCAACAGACGAUGUACUCUACGGUCCUCCUUGCUAA
Molecule: messenger RNA, 3874 nt
Organism: Caenorhabditis sp. 36 PRJEB53466
Lineage: Eukaryota; Metazoa; Nematoda; Chromadorea; Rhabditida; Rhabditidae
Source: the annotation of a GenBank genome assembly